This is a messenger RNA of Klebsormidium nitens, 4519 nucleotides long. Lineage: Eukaryota; Viridiplantae; Streptophyta; Klebsormidiophyceae; Klebsormidiales; Klebsormidiaceae. The record is from the annotation of a GenBank genome assembly.
AUGGCGCCUUGCGGCACCCUUUGGCACCUCUUAGAGGUGGCUUACGUGGCUGCCAGAACUUUCCAAUUUCGAUUUGGGGUGGAGCAGUGGGUCUAUUUCUUCACAGCGUUCUGGAAGCAGCUCAAGGAAUGGAAGCAUAGCAUCAAAUGCCUGGAGGCUGGAAGCAGGAGGGCGCGCAUGUCAGGCGCUGCGGUUGCAGCAGGAGGUCUCUUUGAGGCAACGCGCUUUAGAAGCUGGCUGCAACAGGGGCAGCCACCGCUGCAAUCAAGUCAAUGGAGGAGACCAAUCCCACGGGUGGUUGCGGGUCUGAGGAGAGAUCUACGAGUGCUUCGAUGGUGCCAAAAGGGCUGCAGGAUGGUCGCCCGACCGAACCAGGCGGAAGCGCCCGUGCACUUCAUCCAGAAGUGCCCUCCAGAAGCACCCUUGCUGAGAGAGGAAGUGGCAGCUUCGCAGCAGCUCGAAGCAGCCACCUCCGACUCACGGGACAACGGCGACCCAGAGGGCAGGCCCCCGGGCCUUAUGACGAAGAUGACGAGCACCCCCUCCGGCCAGGGGGGCGCCGGCGCUCCUGGUGAAUCCAUGGACGUUGACAGUCGGCCACAGCCGUCCAGCGCCCAUUGCAGUCAGGCAAGCAGUGGCAGCAACCAGCAGCCGCCGCGCGCCUUCAGCGGAGAGGAGUGGCGGAAGACGGAGUCAGAAGGGGAGGGCGAGGACAUCGAGGGGGCGGAGUUUGAAGGCAAAGACGAGUCCUCGGAUGAGGAGACCUCUCAGGAUCGCACCAUGAUCGACGACGCGCCUCAGGAAGAGGAGAACGAAGUGGUGCAGUACGGCCGGAUCAACGCGGCAAUGGAGACAGAUUCGGACGCAGAGGGCUUCUCCCAGGCGCUGGCAAAGCUCAAGCGCCGCGCGCCGAAUGUGGAGACCAACCCGGCCCCAAGCAACCGCCGGCGCCGCGUGCUGCUCUCACCCUCCGACUCCUCGAGCGAGGAUGAGGGCAGCUCGUCCCCGGUUCGCAGCCAGGCCCCGAGCGCCAAGCACCCCCCCUUGCCGGAGGAAGGGGAAGCGCUUGGGGCGGACUGCCCGAUGCCGGACGACCCCGCAUGGGAGCCUGAAGAUGACGGCUGGUCGGACGACCUGCCGCCGGAGCCCGAGGAUGAUGGCUGGUCGGACUUCUUCGACCUGAGCUUGGAGGACGACUUCGCCCAAGCGUGCGAGAUCGUCCCACGUUCGCGCGGGGGCAGCAGCCCGGCCGCAGCUGCCAACAGUGCUCCGAUCGCCCUCGACGCGGCUGAGCCAACCUCGCUGGACCACUGGCUCACCUCGCCCUCCACCCCCGUCCCCGUCCCGAGCGCCGCGGCUGCCCAGAGCGCAACCAGGGCGGCCCAACAGGAGCAGAACCUACCUGCUGCGGCCCAGAGCUCAGGGGGCGCAACCAACGCCACCCAACCGCCCCCUGCUCCCCCCCCCUUCCCCCAGGGCGUUGCGGUGCAGGAAACGAUGCCCUUCCGUCAGGUACCCAGCCUAGCCGACGUGGGGGGGCCGUCACGAGUUAACCCCAUCGUGGCCGCCGCUCAUCACUUGCACACGCGUGGUGUGGUGGCGCUGACGUUCAACAUGAAAGUCUCGCUGAACGACAAGGGAGAGGAGAAGAAAGCGCCGGCUGGCCUCAUGCCAGAGUGGCAGAAGAAGUGCGAUCUCGGCAACUGUUUGCGCCAAGGAGUCCGGCCCGGCAGGACCUGCCUCGCCAUUGUGACCGAGCCCUCAGACAUCAUUGUCUUUGACGUCGAUAGCAAGGACAAUGGGGUGGCGACCUUCGAGCAGGUGCUGGCAGAGCACGGCCCUUUGCCUGUCGACACCCCCUGGGAGUGGUCAGGAAAUAGGCCUGGGAAGCACCUCUUCUUCUCCCUCUCGGAGUCCAAGGCCACUGGGUUGCUGAGCGGCGCCAGCAGGGCACGUCUACUUUAUGAGGGCAAGAAGGUGGGCUGGGACAUGCGCGGCGAGGGUGGCAUGAUCUUCGUGGGCCCGAGCAGCUACAAGGGCAUGGACGGCAUUGUCCGCUCGUACGAGUGGGUGCAGGAGAUCGCGCCGGACCGCUCCAACCUCCGCGCCAUGCCCGGGUGGCUGAUCCGGAUCAUCAACGACAGCGCUGCUCCUCCAGCACCACCGAGGGCAGCGCCAUUGGCCCCCACUCGCUUCGCUGAGGGCCUCGAUGCCGACGGAGUCGAGUUGCCCCCUCCGCCGGCGGUCCUGGAGCGCAUCAAGAAGUGCCUUGCAGACGUAGGAGACACCUCCUCGCGCUUCGACAAGCUCAAGAGGUUCCCUGGGGGGCCGGAUCUGUACGCCUACCGCGUCAGCGGCGCACGCGUGUGUCCGUAUGGUGUGAGCCACAGCGGCUCGAACAACUUUUGUGUCCUGGUACGUGGUCGCGGUCUUUUCUACAAGUGCAACAGCUCCGAGUGCUGCGACGUUCAUCCGCAGCGCAAGAUCGGGGAGCUCACGGCACAGGAGAGCAUGGUGGGGGGCGAGACGGCCCCGGUUGCUGAGGACGACCCGACUGUGUACGACAUGCUGACGAAGGCCUUUGUGGACUACUGGGCGUUUAAAGGAGACAUGGGCGGCAGUCGGAUUGUUGCGCAGAUGUACUCCAGAUGCCACUGGAUCUGGUAUGAUUCGGAGGGCAAGACUUGGUGGAUAUGGGAUGGGAAGCGCUUCAAGCAGGCUGCAAUCGAGACGGUCAGAUAUAUCUGCAUUCAUCAGCUGAGCACCGUUUACGGUCGAGUUCGAGCAGAAUUGAAGGAGCAGAUAGAUGAGACCGUCGACGAGAAAGAGAAGAAGCUGCUGAGCAAGCGUCUCGACAAAGUGAGACGCUACUACGACGCUGGUGAGAUCGGCUCGACCUUGUCGAUCAUGGCAGGGGAGAUGGCCCUGGAUUUGGUGGGGGAGCUGGAUGCCAACCCGGACAUCCUGAACGUUCAGAACGGGGUCAUCAGCCUGCGCACUGGCCAGCUCGACAUUCACAGGCCGGAGUACUUGUGCACCAAGCUAGCUGACGUCAACUUCAAGGGGCUCAGUCAUCCGACCCCCACCAUCCGCGAUUUCCUGGCCGACAUCUUCAACGGCGACCAAGCACUCAUUGAGUUCAUGCAGAGGCUAUGGGGGUACGCCAUAAACGGGCGGAUCAGCGAGGAGAUCAUUGUGUUCUUACUCGGAAGCGGCGGGAAUGGCAAGGGGGUCUGCAAGGAGAUGCUCGAGAAUACGCUGGGCGAGUACUACGGAGUGAUGGCCAAGGACGCUGUGGUGAAGCCUCCCGGGCAGCGACCCCCCACCAAGGGUGCUGCCACGGGCUACCUCGCCGAAUUGAAGGGCUUCCGGGUUGCUAUCACGGACGAGACGAGCCCGGGCGAGCGCGUUGAUCUCGGGCUCGUCCUCAUGAUGACCGGCGGGGGAAAGCAGAGUUUUCGAAACCUCUUCGAGAAAAACGCUACGAUCCGCUUUACCCAUACGCCUUUCAUCCAAACCAACUACGAUCCUGAGAUCCCCCCGACCCUGGCGAAGCAGGCCAACAUUGACCGCCGCCUCAUCGUGGUUCGAUUCCCAAACGAGUACGUGUCUGAGAACAAGUUCGACGAAACGAACCCUAGCCAUAGGCUCGUGGAUGGCAGUCUGAAGCAGCGGAUGCAGACGCCAGCGGUCUGUGAAGAGUUCCUCACGUUCUUGGUCCAAGGGAGCUGCGCUUGGUACGAGGACCCCACGGUCUUGCGCCGGCACCCGCCGGCCGUUCAGGCGGCCUCGAUGGCGUGGCUGCAGCGUGGAGACAAGCUGCAGACCUUCCUGCAGUCGGAGCACUGCGUCCUGGACGCAGCUGACACGCCCGACGCCACAAAGACCGUCACGUGGGAGGACGAAUUCUGGAGACAGUUCCAGUUGUUUGCAGGGCUGAAGAUUGCCAAGGAGGAGUUGGCUAAGCAGAUGCGGGAGAAAGGGUAUGGGAGAACGAAGCGCGCUGGGCGUUUCACCGGUGAUCUCGCUUCUCAGCGGAGCUCGUGCUAUGUAGGCUUCAAGUGCGAGUACGAUUGACACGCGUCCACCUUGUAAAAGCCAGUUGCUUGCUUGUUCCAUGAGGCUUGCUUCGAUGAGAAGAAUUGUACAUAGACUGAUUGCCCACCUCUUGAAAGAAUAGGCCAUUAGGGGCGAGCAGAAUUGAGAAGCAUUUUUCCGUCGUAAGAACCAGUCGCUUGCUUUCAAGUUUCUUCCACUAGUCUUGCAUUGACCGUUGGGUAGAACUGUACAUAAGUUAUUGUUUUCUGCCGACCUUUCAGAGAGUAGGCUUUAGGUACGUGUUACGAUUGAGAGGCCUUUCCACGAAAACGAAAAAAACAAGUCGCUUGCUGUUCCGUUAGUGGUGCUUUGUUGAAUAGUAUUGUAUACAAGGUAGAUCAGGUGCCCACCUUUGUGGAGGUAGCAUAAAUGAUGCUCUAGCUAACAAGUCCUUUGGCUCGUGGCCGUUUGCGUAUAUGGU